This is a messenger RNA of Capra hircus (goat), 3519 nucleotides long. RefSeq names its product adhesion G protein-coupled receptor L4 (gene ADGRL4). The record is from RefSeq and is a predicted model, not a curated record. Gene Ontology annotation, molecular function: calcium ion binding; G protein-coupled receptor activity. The transcript has 15 exons. Gene Ontology annotation, cellular component: membrane. NCBI's taxonomy places the organism in Eukaryota, Metazoa, Chordata, Mammalia, Artiodactyla, Bovidae. The coding region runs from base 113 to 2176 and encodes 687 amino acids. Gene Ontology annotation, biological process: adenylate cyclase-activating G protein-coupled receptor signaling pathway; cell surface receptor signaling pathway.
UAGCCAGGAGUCUGGCGCGCCCGCCCCGCCGCGUCCCAGGUACUCGGCCCGCUGGUCCCAUCGCUCCGCCCGCGCCUCCGCCACCGCCACCGCCACCACCGCGGCGCCGCCAAUGAGACUCCUCCCGCUUCUAGUGGGUUUUUCCACUUUGCUGAAUUGUUGCUACACUCAAAACUGUACCAAGACGCCUUGCCACCCAAAUGCAAAAUGUGAAAUUCGGAAUGGAGCUGAAGGCUGCUAUUGCAACACUGGAUAUUCAGGAAAUGGUGUCACAAUUUGUGAAGAUGAUAAUGAGUGUGGAAAUUUAACGCAAUCCUGUGGUGAAAAUGCUAACUGUACGAACACACAGGGAAGUUAUUACUGUAUGUGUGCACCUGGUUUCAGAUCCAGCAGCAACGAGGACAAGUUUAUUACUAAUGAUGGAACCACCUGCAUAGAAAUUGUGAAUCCAGACUGCCAUUUAGAUAAUGCCUGUAUUGCCGAAAAUAUUAAUAAAACUUUAACAAAAAUUAGACACAUAGAAGAACCUGUGGCUUUACUACGAGAAGUCUAUAGAAAUUCUUUGAAAGAUCUUUCACCGAUGGAUAUAAUUACAUACACAGAAGUAUUAGCUGAAUCAUCCCCAUUAUUCAUAAACAGCACGAAUUCAGCCAAGGACACCUCUUCUAAUUCAACUCUUACUGAAUUUGUAAAAACUCUGAAUAAUUUUGUUCAAAAGGAUACAUUUACAGUUUGGGACAAGUUGUCUACAAAUCAGAGAAGAACUCAUCUUACAAAACUGAUACAUACUGCUGAGCAGGCUACCUUAAGGAUAUCUCAGAACUUUCGAAAGACCACUCAGUUUGAUACUAAUUCAAGUGAUAUAGCUCUCAAAGCUUUCUUUUUUGAUUCACAUCACAUAAAAUAUAUUCAUCCCCAUAUGAAUAUGGACGGAGAUAAUAUAAAGAUAUUUCCAAAGAGAAAAACUGCAUAUGAUUCAAAUGGCAGUGUUGCAGUUGCAUUUUUAUAUUAUAAGAGCAUUGGUCCUCUGUUUUCAUCAUCUGACAACUUAUUGGAACCUCAAAGUUAUGAUAAAGCUGAAGAAGAGGGAAGAGUCAUCUCUUCAGUAAUUUCACUCUCAAUUAGCUCAAACCCACCCACAUUAUAUGAACUUGAAAAAGUAACAUUUACAUUAAGUCACAUAAAGACCACAGAUAAAUAUAAGAGUCAAUGUGCAUUCUGGAACUACUUACCUGACACCAUGAAUGGCAGCUGGUCUUCAGAGGGCUGUGAGCUGACAUACUCGAAUGAUACCCACACCUCGUGCCGCUGUAACCACCUGACACAUUUUGCAAUUUUGAUGUCUUCUGGUUCUUCUAUUGGUAUUAAAGAUUAUAAUAUUCUUACAAGGAUCACUCAACUAGGAAUAAUUAUUUCGCUGAUUUGCCUUGCUCUAUGCAUUUUUACCUUCUGGUUCUUCAGUGAAAUUCAAAGCACGAGGACAACAAUUCACAAAAAUCUCUGCUGUAGCCUGUUCCUUGCUGAACUUGUUUUUCUUGUUGGGAUAAAUACAAAUACUAAUAAGCUCUUCUGUUCCAUCGUUGCUGGCCUGCUGCACUACUUCUUUUUAGCUGCCUUUGCAUGGAUGUGCAUUGAAGGCAUCCACCUCUAUCUCAUUGUUGUAGGAGUCAUCUAUAACAAAGGAUUUUUGCACAAGAAUUUUUAUAUUUUUGGCUAUCUCAGCCCAGCUGUGGUAGUUGGAUUUUCAGCAUCAUUAGGAUACAGAUAUUAUGGCACCACCAAAGUAUGUUGGCUUAGCACAGAAAACAACUUUAUCUGGAGUUUUAUAGGACCAGCCUGUCUAAUCAUUCUUGUUAAUCUCUUGGCAUUUGGAGUUAUCAUAUACAAAGUUUUUCGUCACACUGCGGGGUUGAAACCAGAAGUUAGUUGCUAUGAGAACAUAAGGUCUUGUGCCCGAGGAGCUCUUGCCCUCCUCUUCCUCCUUGGCACCACCUGGAUCUUUGGCGUUCUCCAUGUUGUGCAUGCAUCGGUGGUGACAGCUUAUCUCUUCACCGUCAGCAAUGCUUUCCAGGGGAUGUUCAUCUUCUUAUUCUUGUGUAUCUUAUCUAGAAAGAUCCAAGAAGAAUAUUAUAGAUUAUUCAAAAAUGUCCCUUGUUGUUUCGGAUGUUUGAGGUAAACAGAACUAUAGAUGGUUAUUGUUAUGCAGAAAUAAAAAUGCCUAGCUGUGGAUGGCCAAUGUAUAAAUAUGAUUCAAACAAAUUGUCCAAUUAUUAAUUACAAGAUAAUCAAAUAUUUUAAAUCCAUUUUUCUGUUUACUGUGUAGGAACUGUAGAUAAUACAAAAUAAAAUUAUGUACCAUAUAGCUAUAGUAAGCUUUUCUACAUGACUUACUUAGCUAUGGCAAAAAUAGUAUUACAGAUAUUUGGAAAGUAAUUAGUUUUUCAGAAUGAUAUCACUGCACCCAAGGAAAGAUUUUCUUUCUAACACAAAAAAAAGUAUGACUGUCCUGAAGGAAACCCACUGGCUUGAUAUUAUUGUGACUCAUGUUGCCUUUGAAAUUAGUCCUCUAUCACCUUGGUAAUGAGCUCUGUUACAGAAAGUAAAACAUAAGAGAAUGAAGGGGUAGAAUAUGAAACAGUAAAAAGAGAGUGAAUGUUAUAACAAAGAGAUGUAUUUUGAGCAGACUUGGUGUUUUGUAAACUAGAUGAGAAUUGAAUAAGCACAGCUUACAAUUCCAUGAGUUGUUCUGAACUUAAAGUUUUACUGAAACAACUUGUACUUGUAACAUCAAUUUUCUAUUCCAAUAGAAAACACAAAACUUCACAAAAGGAAAAACUAAACAUUUCUGUUCUGUUUUUAUGUUAAUAUUAGAAUGAAGUAUAUGCUCUUUCUAUACUUAUUUCACAGAUUGUGACUUCAAAUGCUUAUUCAGUAGUACAUAAAUGUGUCAGAAUGUAAUAUUGUUCAUGCCUGUAAAUGUAAAAAUCAUGUAUAUAAACCUGAAGUACUCUAUUCCAUAACCUUUCAGUGCAGUGAAAAAUACUGUAUCUCAUUAGACUCAUAUAUUUGAGUUCUUUAUUUUUUUUAAUUUUAGAAAUAUUAUGGUUCACAUUGCAAUAUUCCCUUUUAACUUACUAUUUUUAAAAGGGCACUGUAAAUAUGAAAGUAUUCAUAAAGUGAAUUGCUAUUUUUUUCUGUUCAGAAAAGUACACAUUAAAAAUGUUAUUUAUAACAAAGAGAUCAUUGAGAACUGACUGUAUAAACUUCCACAAAGAAUAUAUUUUCUGACAGUUUUCCACUAGUAAAAUAUAUCUCCUAAAAUGUAAGUCUUCUACCUUCCAAUCUUCAAAUUAAAAUAUAGAAGCAGGGAUUUUAUUUCAAAAUAUAUGUAAUUGGUCUGCACUUACCUGUAAAAGUAUGCCAAUACACCAAAUGUUGAGAAUUUAACUUAAUUUCUCCAGCUGUUAAAAUGAAGUCUGUCAAAUCUUGCUCUAACAAAUAAAAUGUUAUCUAAAUGAA